This is a messenger RNA of Wyeomyia smithii (pitcher-plant mosquito), 1261 nucleotides long. Its product is annotated as integrator complex subunit 15. The transcript is spliced from 3 exons. The record is from RefSeq and is a predicted model, not a curated record. NCBI's taxonomy places the organism in Eukaryota, Metazoa, Arthropoda, Insecta, Diptera, Culicidae. The coding region runs from base 122 to 1231 and encodes 369 amino acids.
AAUCUGGCAUCUCUGACCAGUAAUAAACAAACUUGAAUCCGUGUGGCAUGAAUUUACUCACAACAAGCGAGUUUUUAUUUUCUAUCAGCAGCAUCGAUUGGUGGACAGAGCAUAUUUUGGAAUGUCCAACCAAGAGCGGCAACUUCUGCGAAAAAAGGACUUUCCUGAUACCGCUCGCGAUGCUCUGCCUAUUAUAGAAAAUCUCAUCAUAAACCGAAAUAAACAUGACACCGCUAUGGAUUUGAUAGCGGAGUUUGUGUUCCGGGAACGAAAAGAUGACCAGCGCAAUCCGCAACAGUAUCCGAAGGUACAGCAAUUCACUUCCAGACUGUCGUCGAUCGAAGAGUUCCAGCUGGUGCUUGUGUUGUGUAAUUUUUUCUCCCGCCCGGGACCCGAUGCUACCAGAAAUGCAGUUUUCUUUUCCCUCUUUGGUGGAUCUGUAGGCAGAACGAGCGUUCUGAACAAACUUAUCAGUACAGCCGUGUCUGGAUCGAUUGCACCGCUUUUGUGUGCCGCUGGAACCUGGAUGCAGCAGCUUGGUUGCACCUCGCUGCUAAGUUUGGAAUUGGCCCAGUGUAUUGUGAAAGAUUUUAUCAUCUUUUCCAAUAAAUCGUCCGAGCAGCUAAAAUCUCUGCCAAUGGUUGCACCUCGAUUUGCAGCAAAUUUCAUGACGGCGGUCACCGAUCUCUAUUUGAACGGCGAAAAAGGUCAGUUGGUUGCUCCUCCAGAUCUCUUGCUGGAUGUCAUCACCGAGUGGGUAUCGGAAAACCCAGCUCUGUGCCUCGCCUCGCAACAACCGAUGGCGUUACCUUCCGGAGCGAUCGCAAUGCCUGUUGUUACGCCACUAGCGGGACUCAUCCGUUGGUGCGUGUUGUCUCUUCUAAUCACCAACAAGCAGGACCUCUAUAGCAAACUACAUCUGGCAGUCCUGCAAAGCUUACUAGAAGCAACCCCUCCGCUAACGGCACCACCAAGCGCACUCAACGCGCAACAUUUGGGCUUGAUAGUAAAUUCACUCCACGCUGAAAUGGAAUCUUUGCUGAAGCGAGGCAAAUCUCUUAAUAAAGAAUACAUCCACAGCUGCCUGGAACGAUUCGCACAGGCUGUUCAGGUUGGAUUAACCUCGCGGUGCAUUUUCGGCAAUAUUCCACAGCUCGUGUGUCGCCUUGAAACAUUACCCAAUAAAAAUAAAUUGAUGCAGAUUGUGAUUAUCGCAAACAAACCGACGUAGCUUGCGUGAGUAUAAAUAUUUUAAGUAAAA